GUUUACGUUUCUUUAUUUCACAUUCUGUGUAUCUGCCAGAAAACUUCCACUUCCUCCGAGCUUCCGGCUCCUACCCCCUCCACCAUAAUCGACAUACUAUCGUCGCAGGCACAGUAUUCGUACUUCUUGCGACAUUUGCAACGUCUGGGACUUGUGCCACGUAUCAAUGCAAUGGAAAAUGUCACAAUUCUAGCCCCAAUAAAUCUGGCAUUUACAGGCUACAACGUCAACAAGAACAAGAAAAACGACAACGGAAUCGAUAACCUAGAAGAAAGCGACUGGUUGCGUUACAUCGUUGGUCAGAUAUUCCGUGUGGGCUACUUGGGAAGAGAAGAGGUAGUAUUUGACACUCUUUACCAUACACUGGCCAAUGAGUUCUAUCCGGUGUCUGUGACUCCAAACUUCGACGACUUCGAGUAUGUAGUUGACGGCGUGUCCCCGAUCAUAGAGCCAGAUAUCUAUGCCAAACAUCAACGUUCUUUUGUCCAGGGAAUCGAGCGUUUGAUCCCUAGAAAACCCACUCUUUGUCAGCUACUCAUGGACGAGAAGACAGUGGAGUUCAACAACCACAAGAUCGGUCACUUCAAGAAGCUUGUCAAACUGUUGUUUGCCCGAAGUGACGACGAAGACGAUGAUGAUGACGAUGAUGACGACGAUGACGACGAUAAUAAGAAACAGGAACCCAUAAUCCUUCCAGAAACAUGUGAGGAAUUCCUUGGAGGAAGUAAAACAGUGUUCAUUCCAGACGAUGACAUGUUGGAACAAUCUCUACCGGAGCUAGUGCUACGUUACUACUUGUCUUCUUAUCAUGCUCUUUACAACCCCAAGUUCACAACCACUACUGAGGCAUUCCUCGAGAUGAGGACGGACAUUUAUACACUUUUGCUGGACUUGGUAAUCAAAGGCGUGGUAGCAGGACAAAACGGAACUGGCAGUCAAGUUCACAAGAGUUACAGUAAACACAUAAAGUACGUGGUGAAAUUGAACCACACUGUUGGAAAAGUAGUGGUCAAUGACAAAUUGACAAGUUCUACUUCUCUGGUAUUAGCUGACGGUGCAAUUCACAUUUUCAGUAGGCAUAACGAUACCAAUUUCUUUCAUUCCUUGAAAAUUCCUACAGUGGAAAUGAUCCCGCGAAAGGGACUCUACGCCAUGCAUUUCUCUAACUUCGUCAAGGAGUUGAAGUUCAGAUCCUUGGAUUAUCUUGUUGACGGCUCAACGAGCAACCAAACAAUCUUCGUAGAAUCCGAGCAGCGUGAUGAUAUACCUGAAGAAGACACAGCUGAUUUCCGGGUCAGUUCCUUCAGUAGCAAACAGGGACUUAUGUACCAAUUUGCUGAUGAAGCCAUAGACCUUGCAACGUUUCUUGAUCUGAGGAAAGUAGUUCACAAACUUCUUGAUUCGAGACUUUGUUCGAAGAAAAGAGUAGGUGGAUGUUUCAAGUUGAAGUUGUCUGCUUCCAAUUCGAAUCUGAAGGUUCGUGUAACAGUCAACGAUGAAAUUGAAAUCUUGUCUCCUGCUGUUAAUGUAGGAAAUAAUAGUUUGGUGUAUGUGACAGAUAAGGAUGUAGACCCUCCUUCUAAUUUCAAGAAUUCUUUAGGAGAGUUGAUCUCCUCCGGCUCAAUACCUAGACACUUGGAUCAUUUGGAUAUUGAUAAGAAGAGCUGCCUCAGUACAUUGGGAUAUUUGAACCAAUUUGACUUAUUCUCGUUACUGGAUAACAGUAAGGGAUACUCUGUAUUCUUGCCAUGUGCUCCAGCUAAUUCUGCUCUGAUCGCUGAUCAAGACUUGACAUAUUAUGCUUCCAAUGAAAGUAGGGGCAACUGGAAAAACCUAGGUUUGAUACUUAACUAUUUGGAAGCCAAUCCGAAGGUCUUCCAAGGUAUUUUAAAAGGUUUCUUCAUAGAGGAUACAAUCUAUUCUGAUUUUGGGUUAGAAGGUGGGAAGAAAAAGUUAUCAACUGACAAUUUGCGAGGCGACCCGGUGAAAGUUGAAAGUGACCUUGUUAGUGCCGGUAAUCACUACAUUAAUUUGAACAAAACAAAAUUGACCUUGCCUAUCAAUUCGGAUAUCCUCUUUAAUCAAGGUGUGAUACAUUUGGUAGAUCAAGUUUUGUUACCUGAAAACUUUUCAGUGUCAUUGCCUGAUCUUUUGAAAACUACAAUUGAUCCAAAUUAUCCAAAAUAUUCUCUAAUCGACUUGCUAGACCAUUUCCCAAAAUUGAAGAAAGCACUUGGUUUAGUGGCAGUUGAUGGUACUUUCAGCCACGAGUUUUCCUUGUUGGUACCCAGCUCAGAAUCAUUGAAAGACUUUAACAUCACCAGUGAUUUCCUGAGGUUGCUUGAUUUCUUUGAACUUCAUUUGAUUCCCAAUUCAGAGCUUGGAAGUCUUUUGGAUUGUGUUACCAAUAAAAAACCACUGCCUAUUCAUGAUGGAAAUUCGACACAUUCAGGUAAAGAAUUCGUUAUCAAGACGAACUAUUCGAGUGUUGAGUUGUCGUGUAGUAAUAAUUCGAAGAAAGGAAAGGUUUUCUUGAGAUUGAAAGCACCUCCAGAAUCUCAGGAUGAUAAUGAUCAAAAGAAGAAGAAACUGGAAAUCGGAACCUUUUCAUACAAUCUUGAUCAUGAAGUCAAGUUAAUUUCGCAUGGCUGUACAUCGCUACAUUAUUCGAAAAACUCCACAAAUAACAUCUCGUGUGUUUUCCUUAUUGAAAAGCCGUUGAAUCUUCAAUGGCUCGACCAUUCGCGAAAAGACAACUUCUUACAUAUUCACCUUGGAUUUGUCAGUGUAGGUGUGGGCAUUAUUUUGGGGUUGGCGAUCUUCGGAGGAGUGAUGAUUGGCGCAAUACUCUGCUUGGGUAAUAACAAAAAGAAGUUUGAGAAGCCAUCGAAUAGUCUAGAUGAUUCAAUUUUCCCCAGAAGCGAAUCCAGUUUCAUGAGAGUGCUUACAGAUGAUGACACUGUAUACUACGAUAGAGGAUACGAAACGGAUAUCGAUAUUCUCCGAACAGAAACAGAGCAUUUACUUCCGCUCUACGGAAAGAAGAAGAGAAAAAUUAAACGAAAGGAAUACGGAGCCACUAACAAUUCUACUCGUGGUGUUGAUGGCGUAUCCAAUAACGAUACCACUGGUACUGUUAGUGCUCCUCGAACUAUAAGGAAGGCUAACGUAUCCAAGACAUUCCGCGAGCGGAAUUUCCCUGGAGCGUCACAGUUCUGA
This is a messenger RNA of Scheffersomyces stipitis CBS 6054, 3219 nucleotides long. RefSeq lists its product as uncharacterized. The annotation marks the transcript as partial. Gene Ontology annotation, cellular component: fungal-type vacuole membrane. Lineage: Eukaryota; Fungi; Ascomycota; Pichiomycetes; Serinales; Debaryomycetaceae. The record is from RefSeq and is a predicted model, not a curated record. Gene Ontology annotation, molecular function: protein binding. The transcript has 3 exons. Gene Ontology annotation, biological process: macroautophagy.